AUGACCAAAACAUCCGACGCUAAAGCAGAGUCGAACGACUCUUCACACUCGACCACACCGAAUUCUACAUCCACAUAUCAGUACUCUCAUGAACCUUUCGAGACGUUCCGCCACAAAGUGGAAGCUUUGGCUCACGACAUUGGAUGCAAAUCCGUUGCAAACGUUGUCCGUUUACCUGGCGGAAGCUUCAACAGGAUAGUCGCAGUGGACCUGCACAGCCAUGAUUCAGCAUCCACAGUACAACAGGUCGUCUUGCGCAUCCCACGUUUUGCCAAAGACGGAGAUUCACCCAAUGAAGAUAUUCUCAAUCAAUACUCAAUUCUCCAAGCUAUCGUCAACUUUAGCAUACAGGUUCCACGCGUACUCGCUUACGAUUGUACUUCAAACAACGCUCUUGGUAUGCCAUUCUCGGUGCAGACGCGACUUGAAGGCCAAGCACUGCAUCUUGCCUACGAAGAUAUGACGGUCUCUGAGCGACUCAACAUAGCGAGUGAAUUGGUCCGUACUCUGGCAGCAAUGGAGAACAUGAGAUUUCAUAGCCCAGGCCGACUUAGCUGCUCUGGACCUGUGCCCAACCGCCGAAGAAUUGACGAACUAGACGACUCUAGUCCUUCAGAUAUUCUACAGAUUCAAGGCUUUGGCGUUGGUGUCGGAUCUUUCAGAUCGAAGCCGACCGCUCCAAAGCAAACUUCACUGCAAGAGCUUCUGGGCACGCAGUUCGAUGGUUGGUUACAGGUCGAGCUUUCGAAUGAUCCGGAAUCUUGGGUGGCCGACUUGUGGAGGCGCCUGAAGACUAUUCGUGACGAGAUGGAUGAGUUGGGUUUCUUCGAAGACCGAGUCUCUCUCAACUCCAACAUCAUCUACCAUUGGGACCUCGAGCCGCGAAACAUUAUCAUCAAUCGCCAUACCAUUGGUCCCUCUUCAGACGUCUCUGUGCCACAUCACGUACAGAUCACAGGCGUGUUGGACUGGGACGAUGCUCUAAGUGUUCCUCCUGUCCUCGCACGCAAACCUCCAGUCUGGCUCUGGGAUUGGUCCGACGACGAAACACUUCCCUCACCUAUUCGUGAGAACUACGAUGGAGACGUCGACUUACUACCUAUUGAGCUCUACAACGAGACUAGUACUCGUCUUUCAAAGGAAGACUUACAAGUCAAGCAAUACUUCGAAGCAGAGAUAAUAAACAAGCUUUACGGCGACUGCAGUCCUGCGAGCCGAGAAGCUUAUCUUGACGAUGCAUAUGGACGAGGAAGAUGA
Messenger RNA from Aureobasidium musti, 1257 nucleotides. The record is from the annotation of a GenBank genome assembly. Lineage: Eukaryota; Fungi; Ascomycota; Dothideomycetes; Dothideales; Saccotheciaceae.